UGGAGAAGUGAGGGACCAGGAGCGAAGCGUGAGCUUCAGUGCGAGCAGCCGUCAGCAACUCAGAUUCUUUGACCCAGAAACAAAGUCCAGUCCACCAGAGGAACCAUGGCCUCCCGUUUGAUCUCCGGCCGUCACACCGCCGCUCUGCUGGCCAGCCUGGGAGUGGGCACCAUGGCGACAGGCUUCCUGCUGAGCGACGGCAGCCCGCUGGCUGCUGACUCCAAAAGGAAGCUGUAUCCCCCGAGCGCCGACUUCCCAGACCUACGUAAACACAACAACUGCAUGGCUUCCGCUCUGACCCCGGCUAUCUACGCCCAGCUGAGGGACAAGUUGACCCCCAACAACUGGACCCUGGACCAGUGCAUCCAGACCGGAGUGGACAACCCGGGACACCCGUUCAUCAAGACGGUGGGCUGCGUGGCCGGAGACGAGGAGAGCUAUCAGGUCUUCGCUGACCUCUUCGACCCAGUCAUCAAGGACCGUCACAACGGCUAUGACCCCAGAACCAUGAACCACCCCACCGACCUGGACUCCUCCAAGGUGCUGCCCCUUACAGGUCUGAUGCUCUCACAGCGGCUGACGCACUCUUAUCUCCUGCAGCUUACUCACGGGAUGUUCGACGAGAACUACGUCCUGUCCUCGCGGGUCAGAACUGGCCGCAGCAUCCGCGGCCUGAGUCUGCCGCCCGCCUGCAGCCGGGCCGAGCGGCGGGAGGUAGAGCGGGUGGUGGUGACGGCACUGGCCGGCCUGGCAGGAGACUUGGCGGGUCGCUACUACAGUCUGGGGGAGAUGACAGAGCAAGAGCAGCAGCAGCUGAUCGACGACCACUUCCUGUUCGACAAGCCCGUGUCUCCUUUAUUGACCUCGGCCUUCAUGGCCCGGGACUGGCCUGACGCCAGGGGGAUCUGGCACAACAAUGAGAAGACGUUCCUGAUCUGGGUGAACGAGGAGGACCAUACCCGAGUCAUCUCCAUGGAGAAGGGGGGCAACAUGAAGCGGGUCUUUGAGAGGUUCUGCAGAGGACUCAAGCAGGUGGAGCACCUGAUUCAGGAGCGAGGCUGGGAAUUCAUGUGGAACGAGCACCUGGGCUACAUCCUGACCUGCCCGUCCAACCUGGGCACAGGACUCCGGGCGGGAGUCCAUGUCCGUCUGCCAAAGCUCAGCAAGGAUCCUAGAUUUUCAAAAAUCCUGGACAACCUGCGCCUGCAGAAGAGGGGCACCGGUGGCGUGGACACGGCGGCCACCGGAGACACGUUUGACAUCUCCAACAAUGAUCGUCUGGGUAAAUCCGAGGUGGAGCUGGUGCAGCUGGUGGUGGAUGGGGUCAACUACCUGAUCGAGUGCGAGAAGCGCCUGGAGAAAGGUCAGGACAUCAAGAUCCCACCUCCAGUUGCCCAGUUCAGGAAGUGAGGAUGCUGCCGGGCUGGAAGUGAACUCCACUGGUUUCAAAAUAAAAGCUCUAGAUUCUGA
Molecule: messenger RNA, 1470 nt
Organism: Synchiropus splendidus (mandarinfish)
Lineage: Eukaryota; Metazoa; Chordata; Actinopteri; Syngnathiformes; Callionymidae
Gene: ckmt2a
Product: creatine kinase, mitochondrial 2a (sarcomeric)
Exons: 9
Coding region: 106-1410 (434 amino acids)
Biological process (GO): phosphocreatine biosynthetic process
Cellular component (GO): mitochondrion
Molecular function (GO): creatine kinase activity
Source: RefSeq, a predicted model, not a curated record